This is a messenger RNA of Dinoponera quadriceps, 1519 nucleotides long. It is a transcript of the gene Ccs, whose product is annotated as copper chaperone for superoxide dismutase. The transcript has 6 exons. Gene Ontology annotation, biological process: removal of superoxide radicals. Gene Ontology annotation, molecular function: copper ion binding. Lineage: Eukaryota; Metazoa; Arthropoda; Insecta; Hymenoptera; Formicidae. The record is from RefSeq and is a predicted model, not a curated record. Bases 418 to 1278 code for a protein of 286 amino acids.
GUGCAAGCUAUGCGAGCAGACAUAAUGACACGCGAAAAUUUCCACGUACGAAAAUCCCACUCGACGAUAAAGUGGCAUUUAAUUAACCAAUCGUGAUAAAGAAAUCUUUGCUCCUUUUGGUUCUGAUUGGUCAAUUAAUAAUAACACCACUCUACCAAUCAAGUAGAAUUCCUAGACGCACUAUGUGCGAAUAUUCACGCAUCAUGACGGUGAAUUAUUCGGUGAAUCGGCAAAAUUGUCCCAAAGAAGCGGUUAUGAUGCGGAGCAUUCAAAAAUAAUAAUAAUAAUGCUACCGAUUGGAAGUUUUCAAUGUUACUAUGCCUAGGGAAUGGAAGUGUAUUAAAGAAGUUUCCCGUGAUCUUGCUAAUAAAAAAAAACGCAAUAUUAUUGCUCGUCAAGUCAUCGCAUGCUUGAUAUAUGCAAAUUUGCUCUGUUACGUUGUUACAAACUGCGCAAAUGUCUUUGGCAAAAAUCGAGUUUGCUGUGCAUAUGACAUGCCAGAAAUGCGUCAAUGCAAUUCGCGAGAGUAUAGCCGAUGUGGAAGGUGUCCAAAAUAUUGAUAUAUCGUUGGAACGUGGUACUGUUGUGGUCGAAACAAAUCUACCUUAUUCUGUCAUACAAGAAAGAAUUGAAAAGACUGGAAGGCAGGCGGUGCUGAAAGGAUACGGAGAUGAAUUGAGCGCGGUGUCAAUGUUAGGUGGAAAUUCAGGAUACAGUGUGGGUAAUUUAGUGAAAGGAGUAAUAAGGUUUGUCCAAACUCCAAAGGGAUGUAUUGUAGAUGGUACAGUUGAUGGAUUAGCUCCAGGUGAACAUGGUAUACAUAUACACGAAUGUGGCGACUUAUCUAAAGGCUGUGACAGUGUAGGUGAGCACUUCAAUCCAAAUAAUUCUUCACACGGAGAUCCUGAAGAUGAACUGUCCAAGAGGCAUGCCGGUGAUCUUGGUAAUAUCUCAGCAGAUUCUACAGGCAGAGCUACAUUUCGGAAAAUAGAUAAAUUUCUUAAAAUACCCGACAUUAUCGGCAGAUCCCUAAUUAUUACUGAAAAUCCUGACGAUUUUGGAAAAGGUGACAAUCCAGAAUCUAAGAUAAACGGAAACAGCGGAAAUAGGUUGGCUUGUGGUAUUAUAGCCAGAUCAUCGGGGUUGUUUCAAAAUACGAAGAAAAUUUGCGCGUGUGAUGGUCUCACAAUAUGGGAUGAAAGAGAUCGGGCUCUUGUACAUAAUGGUAUUACAAAAAAUUAUACAAACUUUAAUGAAAAAAUAUGCACAGUAAUCUGAAUAUUUUCAAAGAUGAAAGAGUUAUUCCUGGGAAUCACACAUUUUAUGCAGAUAUAAAUUUUUAAUCUCAGGAAUAUUUUAUUUUUAUAUCGACACAAAGAUUUUGUAACUUACUGGUGACUUAGCAUUUUUAUAUACUUUUUCAAAGAUCCAAGUUAUGUGAAAAUUGAAAUUCCCUACAGCUAAUUUCAGCCCAACAACUAAUUUCACAGUAACAUUAAUUUUUUUUUCAAAAGUAACG